This is a messenger RNA of Mercurialis annua (annual mercury), 2256 nucleotides long. RefSeq names its product aldehyde dehydrogenase family 2 member B4, mitochondrial-like. Gene Ontology annotation, molecular function: aldehyde dehydrogenase (NAD+) activity. Bases 356 to 1969 code for a protein of 537 amino acids. The record is from RefSeq and is a predicted model, not a curated record. The transcript is spliced from 11 exons. NCBI's taxonomy places the organism in Eukaryota, Viridiplantae, Streptophyta, Magnoliopsida, Malpighiales, Euphorbiaceae.
CAUCUCCAUGAACUGUUCACUUCUAAAGAAAGAGAGAAAUUUCUGGGCCAAAUAUGCUUGUUUGGUUGGUCCUGCAGACUUCUCCAGGAAAUUUUACCCUUCUUUAUUAACAUGAGAAAGAUUCAUUUGACAUCUCAGUUGUUUAGUUAGAUAGUGAAUAUUGAUUGUAAUAUUUGUUUGUUUGUACAUAGAUUUUCUUGAAUCUAUGACUUCAGAAGGCGCAGACAAAGAGUUGCAUCAGUUUUAUUGUCAUCUACUACUGCAUAAAGAUAAAUCUCACCGUUUAUCACUUUCUCUUUAUAAGAAGAAAGGAAAAGUAUGAAGAAAGAAGAAUUAUCAUAAACAUUGUUAAGCCAUGGCAGCUCAAAGGAUAUCUUCUCUAAUCAUGCGCUCUUUCUCUGCUAGUUAUGCGCCUCUUCUUCUAUCUCUAGGAAGGAAUCCUAGCAGGGGAAGAAGCAUAUACAGGUUUAGUACUGCAGCAGUAGCUGAGGAACUAAUCACACCACCUGUUCAGAUAUCCUACACACAACAUUUGAUCAACGGUCAAUUUGUCGAUGCAGCAUCUGGGAAAACAUUUCCUGCAUACGACCCUCGAACUGGAGAGGUAAUUGCUCAUGUGGCUGAAGGUGACGCCGAAGAUAUAAACAGGGCAGUAGCUGCUGCUCGCAAAGCAUUCGAUGAAGGACCAUGGCCUAAAAUGAUCCCUUAUGAAAGAUCGAGGAUACUCUUGCGUUUUGCUGAUUUAGUUGACAAGCACAAUGAUGAGCUUGCAGCUUUGGAGACAUGGAAUAGUGGGAAGCCUUACGAACAAUCUGUCAAAUCUGAGGUACCGAUGCUGUCACGUCUAUUUCGCUACUAUGCUGGCUGGGCAGACAAGAUUCAUGGGCUAACAGUUCCAGCAGAUGGUAAUUACCACGUACAAACAUUGCACGAGCCUAUUGGAGUCGCAGGACAGAUAAUUCCGUGGAACUUUCCUCUAAUCUUGUUCGCUUGGAAAGUCGGUCCUGCAUUAGCUUGUGGUAAUACUGUUGUUCUUAAGUCAGCAGAACAGACACCUCUUACUGCACUUUAUGCAGCAAAGCUUUUCCUUGAGGCUGGUCUUCCUUCGGGUGUUCUGAAUGUGGUUUCAGGAUAUGGUCCUACUGCUGGGACAGCCCUUGCGAGUCACAUGGAUGUAGACAAGCUUGCGUUCACAGGAUCAACACAAACUGGUAAAAUAGUACUUGAGUUGGCUGCAAAAAGUAAUCUCAAGCCAGUUACAUUAGAGCUUGGAGGAAAAUCACCCUUUAUUGUCUGCGAGGAUGCUGACAUUGAUAAGGCUGUGGAGCUUGCACACUUUGCUUUAUUCUUUAAUCAGGGUCAGUGCUGCAGCGCUGGGUCUCGGACCUAUGUACACGAGCGUGUAUAUGAUGAGUUUCGUGAGAAAGCAAAGGCCCGCGCCAUGAGGCGAGUUGUUGGCGAUCCUUUUAAAAAUGGUGUGGAACAGGGUCCUCAGAUUGACUCGGAGCAGUUUCAGAAAGUCCUUAGGUAUAUAAAAUCUGGUAUUGAAGGCAAUGCUACUCUGGAAUGUGGGGGUGAAAGGUUUGGCUCAAGGGGCUACUUUAUCCAGCCCACUGUUUUCUCAAAUGUUCAGGAUGAUAUGCCGAUAGCGCAGGAUGAGAUCUUUGGUCCAGUGCAAUCAAUCUUAAAGUUCAAGGAAGUCGAUGAAGUAAUACGAAGGGCGAAUACUACCCGCUACGGUUUAGCUGCCGGAGUGUUCACGAAGAAGAUUGAUACAGCGAACACAAUGUCAAGGGGACUGAAAGUAGGAACAGUGUGGGUGAACUGCUUUGGUGUGUCUGAUGCAGCAAUUCCUUUUGGUGGAUAUAAGAUGAGUGGCAUAGGCAGGGAGAAGGGUAUCUACAGCCUUAACAAUUACUUGCAAGUCAAAGCAGUUGUUACUCCUUUAAACAAUCCUGCCUGGUUAUAACUUCUUUUCCAAGCAAAAUCCCGUCUCGACCCAAAUCGAGCACAUGGCUGCCACGUGGGAUUUGAAUAACCUACAUUGGCUAUCCGGAGAAAGAAGAUGAGGCAGUGCAGAAGUGUUUGUUGUAUACCCUUGUAAUUAGAUGUAAUGACUUUUUGGAUGUAUUUAGUUGUUGAAUUAUAAUCACGUUAUUGUCUAUGGCUCUAUAUGUAAAUGUUUGGACCUGCAGACUUCUCCAGGGUUACAAUUUGCAUUUCUGUGAGAAAUCAAUGACAAAAUUUGUUCUCUCC